AUGAUGAAAUUCCUCCCAAAUCUCAGUGUUGCACGCUUCGCCACCCAGCAACGUCAGGAAUCGCUGCGAUCCCUCUUCCUACAGCCUGGGAGAAGUGCUCCAGGACCUGCUCCAUGUCCCCAGCGUAAUGCCAGCUGCAGUGCCCAUACCCUGGAAUACAGAGAAAUUCAAACCCCUUAUGUGCUGCUUAUUCCUGCAGCUCAAUUAUGUUCUGCAGCGACGGCUGACCAUCUCACUGGAAAGGUGAUGCGUGCCAAGUGCGUCUGCCCAUUAUAUCACUACAAACGCGUUUACGAGGCAAGCCUAUGUAACUUUGUAAACUGUUCCAUUUAUGAAUCAGUUAUUCAAUUGAAAUUAUCUUCCAGAACGCCUCGACCUGUUGUUGUAGAACCAAUGGAGCAAUUUGAUGAUGAAGAUGGGCUCCCAGAGAAGCUAAUGCAGAAAACACAACAAUAUCACAAAGAAAAUAAAUUGGGAAAUUUUUUUGCUCAACCUGGAACAUUUGAGUUUGAGUAUGCUUCACGCUGGAAGGCUCUUGACGAAAUGGAAAAGCAACAGCGUGAGCAGGUUGACAGGAACAUUAGAGAAGCCAAAGAGAAACUAGAAGCAGAAAUGGAAGCAGCUAGACACGAGCAUCAGCUAAUGCUGAUGAGGCAAGAUCUCAUGCGGCGCCAAGAAGAAUUGAGGCGUUUGGAAGAACUUCGGAAUCAAGAACUUCAGAAACGCAAACAGAUACAAUUGAGACAUGAAGAAGAACAUCGACGUCGUGAAGAAGAGAUGUUGCGCCAGAGGGAACAGGAGGAAUUAAGGCGACAGCAGGAGGGAGGAUUUAAGCCGAAUUUCAUGGACAAUAGAGAACAGGAAAUGAGAAUGGGUGAUAUGGGUCCUCGUGGAGCAAUAAACAUGGGAGAUGCGUUUAGCCCAGCACCUGCUGGUAACCAAGGCCCUCCUCCAAUGAUGGGUAUGAAUAUGAACAACAGAGGAACUUUACCUGGCCCUGCAAUGGGUCCUGGUCCUUCCAUGGGACCAGAAGGAGCUGCAAAUAUGGGAACACCAAUGAUGCCAGAUAAUGGAGCAGUGCAUAAUGAGAGAUUCCCUCAAGGAGGUCCAUCACAGAUGGGUUCACCUCUGGUUAGUAGAACGGGCUCUGAAACUCCUCAGCCGCCAAUGAGUGGUGUAGGUGCCGUGAGUGGUGGACCUGGUGGCUUUGGUAGAGGAAACCCAGGGGGCAACUUUGAAGGACCUAACAAGCGUCGCAGAUAUUAAAACUUACUUCAUUCCUUACUGUUUAGAAAUUCCAGUAAAAAAUAUACGGUGGUAUGCCUUUAUAAUUUUAGCUGUUACCUGGAAACGGUUUUAUUGUUAUUGUAGUCUUUAAAGCAGUUUCUUUUGUAAAACUUUUUUGUAUUCAGUCAUAGGCUUUGUAGCAUAGAGCAGAAGUGAUGCAGAUCAUUAUGUAAGGCAAUGUGUUUGUGACUCUAGCAAAAUAACAAUAUGUGACUAUGCUGUAAAACAUGCAGUUAUCUGAUUACAAUAAAAUAUAAAAAUCACUUGAAAGGA
Messenger RNA from Struthio camelus australis, 1560 nucleotides. Lineage: Eukaryota; Metazoa; Chordata; Aves; Struthioniformes; Struthionidae. The record is from RefSeq and is a predicted model, not a curated record.